This is a messenger RNA of Echinococcus granulosus, 1425 nucleotides long. Its product is annotated as 3',5'-cyclic-AMP phosphodiesterase. The coding region runs from base 1 to 1425 and encodes 474 amino acids. The transcript has 5 exons. Gene Ontology annotation, molecular function: 3',5'-cyclic-nucleotide phosphodiesterase activity. Gene Ontology annotation, biological process: signal transduction. The record is from RefSeq and is a predicted model, not a curated record. Lineage: Eukaryota; Metazoa; Platyhelminthes; Cestoda; Cyclophyllidea; Taeniidae.
AUGCCGAUUAAGCAUUCAGACGGUCGUGUGCUUGGCGUAUGCCAAAUGGUGAAUAAGUCCUCUUUCACCUGUCAUUCCACCACCUCAUCCUUGUCCCAGGCCGAGAUGGCUGCCACGGCCUGGGAGCGCAAAGAAAGCUGGUCCGGUGUCUUUUCUCGCAAUGAAGAGGCUCUCUUUGAAGCCUUCGCUUUGUUUGCUGGUCUUGGCAUUGCCAACACUCAGAUGUACGAACAGGUGCUUAGAGCUGAAGCCAAACAACGCAUCGCUUUCGACGUCCUCUCCUAUCACGCCACUGCGACAUCGACUGAGGCGGCUGCUCUCAGCAAAGAACUUAUCCCCUCCGCGAAAUACUACCGUCUUAAUCAAUUCAGCUUCACUGAUAUCUACUUGUCAGUGGAUGACACCCUGAAGGCGUGUAUUAGAAUGUUCUCCGACAUGCAAUUCAUCAAUCGUUUUCGUAUCGACUACAACGUCCUAUGCCGAUGGCUGAUGUCGGUGAAGAAGAACUACCGUUCCGUCACCUACCACAACUGGCGACAUGCCUUCAACGUAGCACAAACGAUGUUUGUCAUGUUUAAGUCUGGCGGAAUGGAAGCGGUAUUCAGUGAGCUUGAAUGCCUUUCCAUCAUCAUCGCCUGCCUCUCACACGACCUUGACCAUCGGGGUACCAACAACCAAUUCCAAAUUCGCACCAUGUCACCCUUGGUUAAUCUCUACUCCACCUCUGUUCUGGAGCAUCACCACUUUGAUCAGUGCAUCAUGCUUCUCGGCACAAAGGGAACGGAUAUACUAUGCAACCUGAACCACGAUGAUUACCGCCAAGCCGUGAAAAUUAUGGAAAAGGCGAUUUUGGCUACCGAUUUGUCUCGCUACUUCGUCAAACUACCGCAGUUUCGACAAAUCCUCGACGAACGCAUCUCCGCAGUGGGUGAAGAGAAGUCUAUGGAUGAUAUUGCGAUAAAAACAGUGUGGCAGACCGAGGCAUCCAACCGCGAGCUACUCAUGUGCAUGCUGAUGACUGCGAGUGAUGUCUCUGCUAGCACCAAACCCUGGCCUGUACAGAAGAAGCUGAUUUCUCGAGUGUGCGCUCGACUUCGACCGCUACUAGAGGGCUGUUUGGCAAAUCGGGACUGUUGGAAUAGCCUUGCGAAGGGGGAAACAGUGAAGGCUGAGUCCAUGCGUUUACCCAGCGAUGCAGAAGGCGCCGAUGCCAGUUAUCGCGACAGGUUGAUGGCCCUGCUUCACGCUCCGCCUUCUAAUACUGGUGUUUCUUUAGAAGGCGGUCUUACUGUCCCAGCGGCACCAAAUCCGAAUGCAGCUCAUGCAGCCGAUUUUUCUACCUCCUCAGUAAAGUCGACAAUUUGUGCUGAGGAAGCUAUUGCCACUACCUCCUCUACUACCGUAGGCGGUGGUACAGCACCUUGA